UCUACUUAACUUUUCUUCUUCCUCUCUCUUCUCUGCUACAAAAAAGUUUUAAUUUCUUUCUUUUAUUGUGUUUUGCUUUAAACAAGAAGCAAGACUUUAAGCUCUUCUCGAUCUAGAAUCUUGUCAUGGAAUCUCCAGCAACCAAAUCCUCCACCGCGAGGUCUGUUGAGCUACCGCCUCGUCGUGGAAAGGUGAAGAGAGAGAUCUUUGGUUUCUUGGCUGGUUCCAUCGUUUCAGCUGCUGCCAAAGCAGGUGGAGCGUUUGGGAUGAACUUAGGAAGUGGUGGUGGUGGUGGUGGUUCUUCUUCCUCCACCGCUUCAACUCCUCCGGGAAGUGGAUACACCUCCGACCAGAACAACGAAUCUACUUAAAAGCAAUAAAAACAUAUAUAAAGACAUAAUUAAGAAAAGUGCCGACACCAUGGCACGGAAGCUGAGUUGUUCUGUUCGUUUUUUGAAAACAGAACGCUGCUUUUGGUUUUAUCAAGUCCGGUUCGGUUUUUAUGGUGGUUUGUUUUAUUUUAUGUGGUACGACCCGGUUUAACUUCGGUUUUUGGUGGGUUAAACUGGGAUUACGUAAUUGUGUGUGGUUUAAUUUGCUUUUAAUUGUUGUUGUAAACUAAAAAAAUAUCUCCCUAAUCUGUUGGUUCUACGUGUUUUUAAAAGUGGAGUAAUGAUUAUGUCGUCUGGGAGAUAUUUUUGUUUUGGUUUGGUCUGGUUUGGUUUGGGUUUAAUUAUGUGUUUUGUAUGGUUUAAGUGUAUGUUCGUAUGUUUAAAUGCAAUGUAUAACUAAGUGUGUUAAUUGAUUUUGUUAGCUUA
Messenger RNA from Capsella rubella, 818 nucleotides. RefSeq lists its product as uncharacterized. The record is from RefSeq and is a predicted model, not a curated record. The transcript is spliced from 2 exons. The coding region runs from base 126 to 371 and encodes 81 amino acids. NCBI's taxonomy places the organism in Eukaryota, Viridiplantae, Streptophyta, Magnoliopsida, Brassicales, Brassicaceae.